AAACAAAUACAUAUUCGAAUAUUGAUGAAUUAAAAUGGAGAUAGAUUAACACAAUGGAAAUGGAAUGGAAUGGAAAUGAACAUGAUAAUAUAUAUUGUUACCAUGGGGAUGUGUUGUUGAGAUUUGAAUUAUGAAAUCACUGACUUAUUUUUGAGAUCACAUUUUUAUAAGUAAAGCUGUUAUCAGGGCCGCGAUGCUACGAUCAACUGUAUAGUGGACCUGGAGAACAUUGAUAUUUUCAGCAACACAUAGCGUUUAUGUUUAAAUGCAUAACCAAAACAGAGUUCACCUUGAAUACAUUUAAAAUACUUUACCUGGGGUUACCAUAGUAACAUAUAACGUACUCAAGAUGCGGAACGAAACUUCAAUUAAGAGUAAAAAGGGGGUCAAUAAAUAUGAACCAAAGUUGUCGGAUCCAAAUUUUAAAAAAGGCAGUAGAACGGGGAAAUUGAAACCUUCAAAUGAUGACGUGAAUAUCUUGACGCUACCAAAGAUUAGAAAAACGCAAUCUUUGGAUUCACUUCACGAGACCUCAAGAAUUAAAACAAGAGCAGUACGUAACCAAGAUCCCCUCGUUGCAGUUACAUAUGCUGCAAGCGAAGAUGGACCGUCUGAUUCCGACGACGAUUCUGUGAUUAAUCAGUAUAAGAAAUAUUCAGACGACGCUGGAAUCGAGCCCAGGGUUCCUGAUACAAAGUUUGAAGGCAAGGACUUGCGAUUAAGUGUUCACCUCCCAAAGAUAUCGUACGAUUCAAGUGGAGAGGACGAGGAUGAAUUAGACUCGGAUGGAAAUAUACAUAUUAAAGUAAGCGAUAGGAAAAACGUGGGUGCAAGAGACAAGAGUAAAUGCAACAGAAAUCCGGACGUCGAUACGGACACAACAGGAAAAUACAUAGUUAACUUACCGCCCGUGUUCCGUUCCAAAAGUAUUGUUCAAAAAGCAGCACAGAAAAUCAUUGGAAAGAGACUGAAAACGACAUCACUUGACACGGCAACCGAUGCUUUUAAUGACAUACUUCAAGCCACAAACGCUUACCAAAGUAAAUACAUGAGAAAGACAAUUGAAACAAGCCCUUUAGCAAUAAUGAGACGAGAACACACGUUGCCGAAAAUCACAGGUUUAACGAAAAAAGUAAUGGCCAGUAACCGUUUCAUGCAACGUAUAGCAGACAGAGCGGUGAAAAGGAAUGCUAGUGACCUCCAGUUGCAAUCAAAGCGCCCAAUUUCGGGCUUAGAUGAUUGCGUCACUUCCAUUGAAUUAACGUCACCACGACACGGCGCUACAAGACGUCUGCGCGGCCCUCGGAGAGAUGCGGCUAUGGAUAUUCGAAGCCGUUUGAGGAGAGCGUCGUUAUCCUCCCCAGCAUCUUCUUUAAAUUCACACGAACAACAGGAAAUAUCAGCUAGGUCUGAGCGCG
Messenger RNA from Owenia fusiformis, 1418 nucleotides. The record is from the annotation of a GenBank genome assembly. Lineage: Eukaryota; Metazoa; Annelida; Polychaeta; Sabellida; Oweniidae.